AUGGCUAUGGUACACCUUCCAAAGCACGCCGACGGUACUGAUCCUGAAAAGCCUGUGCUAUUUUUCGAUAUAGACAAUUGCUUGUAUUCGCGACACCUCAAAGUCCAUGAAGUCUUAUCAGGUCUAAUUGACUGUUAUUUCAAGAAACACCUUGGUCUCUCCCACGAAAAUGCUAUCCUCUUGCAUCAAGUCUACUACAAACGCUAUGGCCAGGCAAUCGAAGGAUUGGUGCGACACCAUCAGAUCGAUCCCAUGGUGUACAAUGUCAGUGUCGAUGAUGCUCUCCCGCUUGAGGAUAUUAUGAAACCUGAUCCAGAGCUCCGACGAUUACUGGAAGACAUCGACACGACGGAAGUCCGCCUCUGGCUGCUAACAAACGCCUAUAAGACGCAUGGAGAGAGGGUUGUCAGGCUGCUCGGUGUUGAUGAUUUGUUUGAGGGUUUAACUUAUUGCAACUACUCUGAAACACCCUUCACUUCGAAACCACAUAUCGAUAUGUUUAAGAAGGCUAUGAGGGAAGCCGGUGUUCAGAAAAAUGAGAGUUGUUAUUUCGUUGGUAAGUGA
Messenger RNA from Penicillium brasilianum, 564 nucleotides. The record is from the annotation of a GenBank genome assembly. Lineage: Eukaryota; Fungi; Ascomycota; Eurotiomycetes; Eurotiales; Aspergillaceae.